This is a messenger RNA of Knipowitschia caucasica, 1773 nucleotides long. The record is from the annotation of a GenBank genome assembly. NCBI's taxonomy places the organism in Eukaryota, Metazoa, Chordata, Actinopteri, Gobiiformes, Gobiidae.
AUGAGCGAGCCGCAGGAGCCAGUGCCGGAGGACCACCCUCCUCCCUACAUCAUCUUCGUGGUGGUGUUCUUCUUCUUCGUCACGGGGCUGUGUGGCUUCCUCAUCUGCCACCUGCUCAAACAGAAGGGCUACAGCUGCCACAUGAAGGAGGACGAGGUUGAGGAGCAGGACCAGCUACAGGGAGAGGACGAGGACGAUGAUGAAAACCAGGACACAGUGGAGCAGAUCCUCAAAUGCAUCAUCGAAAACGAAGCCAACAUGGAGGCCUUCAACGAGAUGGUGGGAAACCGCAGCGUGUGUGUGCGCCACGACCCGAGGCUGCGUAAGGAGUCAAUCGGCGGCGUUCCUCUGCACAUGCACACGGUCCACGCGGGCUCGGACCUCCACAACACGUGCCACCUGUGCGCCCAGAGCCGGAACAAGAGGAGCCAGCGCAGGGGCAGCCGGACCCCCCGCCUGCGAGCCCGACCAGGGGAGCAGACGGUCUUCUCUGUGGGCAGAUUCCGAGUCACACACAACGACAAGAAGAACCCUGAAGGCGGCGGCAGAGUCCCGGACGUGUUGGUGGGUUCUGGGGAGGGUCUGAACCAAUCCCAAGACAGCUACGAGCGCAGAGACGGCGGCUACAACCUGCGCAACAUGUUCAAAGACCCUCGCCCGCCUCCCGACGGCGGCCUGGCUCCGAACGCCGGCAAGAGACGCAGAAGCCUGACCUUGUUCGGGUUGCGGCGAGGCAGCGACCCCACCGGAGUCAAGGUGGUCAGCUCCGGAAGAGAAGGGGUGAAGUUCAUACCACAGCCGAUCGUGUUGGAGGAACCUCAAACAGAGACCGGGGAAAACGAUGGCAGAGUAGGCAGCGUGACCAUCGUGAAAGCUAGCCCAGAUAGCAAGAGGGAGUUUUCUGUGGUCACGAUGGCGGAGGAUCAGGACGUGGCGUCAACGGCAGCGGUAGAAGCAGAAAAGGAAGGGGGAGAGGAGCCUCUGCCCCAGCCUCUGCCCCAGCCUCUGCCCCCAGCCUCUGCCCCCAGCCUCUGCCCCCAGCCUCUGCCCCCAGCCUCUGCCCCCAGCCUCUUGCCCCCAGCCUCUGCCCCCAGCCUCUGCCCCCAGCCUCUGCAGUGUGUGCCCGGUGUGCUGAAAAUGGUCCAGGAGUUCCAUGUCCUCCGCUGCUACUCCUGCCAAGUCUUCCAGGUCCAACAGGUGAAGAAGGUGAACAAAUGGAUCUGUAAGAUGUGUGGGCAGAAGCAGUCGGUGGUGAAGGAGUUUGGCCGAGGCUCCGGGGCCGACUGCAGACGCCACGUUCAGAAACUCAACGCUGCCAGAGGAGCCAUAAUGGAGGAGCACAGGGCCCACCCGGUCUCUGAAGAUCACAGGGAUGAAGAGUUUGAUGAAGAGGAGCAGCUGUCGCACGAAUCAGUGAGUCGCUGGGACAAGUACCGAUCUGCCCCAUGUGAGGAGGCGGAGCUUACACCUCAGGGGGCGGAGCCAGAUGACCAGGAGUCAGUGGUGCUGGACAGGAACCUGUUGAGAGAUCAGAGCAGCUCCAGGAAGAGGAGGAGGCCCAGUGUCCCGCAGCAUGUGUCCGAGGACCAUGAGCGUCAGAGUCCUCCUGCAGCCUCAAGGAUCAGAGCGAGCCCGAUCAGAGGGAGUCCACCCAGAGCUGUGUCCAAGUGGAGCAGCUUCUUAAACACUACACAAACCACUGCUUCUGGAGCCUCCACCUCCAUUAUGUUCCAGAGCGAAGAGGACUUUGAUCUGGACCUGAACUGGACCUGA